AUGAGCACUGUGUGUGAAGCCAAUGGCACCUUUGCCAUCCAACUGUUGAAGAUGCUCUGUCAAAAAGAUCCUUCUGAAAAUGUAUGUUUUUCUCCUAUGAGCAUCUCCUCUGCUCUAGCUAUGGUCCUCUUGGGGGCGAAGGGAGACACUGCAGCCCAGAUAGCCCAGGCACUUGGUUUAAACCAAGUGAAAGACAUUCACCAGGGCUUCGAGUCACUUCUCUGUCACCUGAAGAAGCCAAACAGAAAGUACACCCUUAGAAUGGCCAACAGGCUCUUUGCAGAGAGAAAAUUUGAAUUGCUCCUAGCCUUUAAGGAGUCCUGCCUUCAGUUCUAUCACUCACAGAUUGAGCAGCUCUCCUUUGUCACAGCUGCAGAGGAGUCCCGGAAACACAUAAACACGUGGAUCUCCAAAGAGACUGACGGCAAAAUUCCAGAGCUGUUGUCAAGUGACUCAGUUGAUCGAGAGACCAGGCUGAUCCUUGUCAAUGCCUUAUAUUUCAAAGGAAAGUGGCAUCAAGUGUUUAAAAGAGGAAACACCACGGAAAUGCUAUUUAAAAUAAAUGAGAAGGAGGAAAGGCCAGUGCAGAUGAUGUAUCAGGAAAAAAAGUUCAACUUCGCCUUUGUGACGGAAGUACAGUCACAAAUACUGGAGAUGCGCUAUAAGGGAAAGGAGCUGAGUAUGUUCAUCCUGCUCCCAGAUGAAGGUGUGGACCUCAGCAAGGUGGAAAACAAUCUCACCUUUGAGAAGUUAACAGCCUGGACCAAACCUGGUUUUAUGACGAAAACUGAGAUUGAGGUGUACCUUCCAAAAUUCAGGCUGCAAGAGAAAUAUGACAUGGAAUCCAUUUUUCAACAGUUGGGAAUGGUGGAUGUCUUCCAAGAGGGCAGUGCUGACUUAUCAGCAAUGUCUCCAGAGAGGGGUCUAAGUGUGUCCAAGUGUCUUCACCAGAGCGUGGUAGAGGUCAACGAGGAAGGCACAGAGGCUGCAGCAGGGUCAGCCAUGGAAGUGGUUGAUUGUUGUUUGGGCCAAGUGUUCUGUGCUGACCACCCCUUCCUUUUCUUCAUCAGGCACAACAAAACCAACAGCAUCCUGUUCUGUGGCAGGUUCUCAUCUCCAUAAAGGCACAUUUACUCCAUAGGGCACAGUUCUCUCUUCAGCAUCUCUUCAACACUCUGUGAGGGUGUGCAAAUAAGGGGAUGCCAUGUUCCAAGCUGAGGAAACUUUCUCCUGGCAGCCUGAUCUUAUGAUGCCUGCAUUUGGCUCUU
Messenger RNA from Acomys russatus (golden spiny mouse), 1268 nucleotides. RefSeq names its product serpin B9-like. The transcript is spliced from 6 exons. The record is from RefSeq and is a predicted model, not a curated record. Gene Ontology annotation, cellular component: cytoplasm. Gene Ontology annotation, molecular function: serine-type endopeptidase inhibitor activity. The coding region runs from base 1 to 1122 and encodes 373 amino acids. Gene Ontology annotation, biological process: negative regulation of endopeptidase activity. Lineage: Eukaryota; Metazoa; Chordata; Mammalia; Rodentia; Muridae.